Messenger RNA from Neltuma alba, 585 nucleotides. RefSeq lists its product as uncharacterized. The coding region runs from base 7 to 444 and encodes 145 amino acids. The transcript is spliced from 2 exons. The record is from RefSeq and is a predicted model, not a curated record. NCBI's taxonomy places the organism in Eukaryota, Viridiplantae, Streptophyta, Magnoliopsida, Fabales, Fabaceae.
GUGGACAUGCCUCCAUAUUUUCGUGACAGUGAAUGGUGCGGAAUUGUUGUGUGCUUCCGUAUGUCAGGUUACGGUGAUGGUUUUUGGGACGUUGGUUGGAGUGGUAAAGCUGCAGAAGGUGAUGAUGAUUAUAUACUCGAAGAGUGGGAGUGUGAUAUUCCUUUCUCCUUUUCCGAAAAGCAGUGCAUAAUAAUGGUGUUGGAAUUAAAUGAGGAAACAUGUUGGUGGCACCUAAGAGCUCAUCAUAGCAAUUCCCUUCGCAUUCUAUUUUCUGCUUACGCUGAAGGUUGGGAUUGCGAUUGGGAAGUAAAGGAAUGUGGGUGGAGAGUGAUUUGUAAAGAAGAGAUACAAGAUUGGUGCCAGCUUGCUUCUUCUGAUGAGGUCAAGCUUCCGCUGAGAGCACUUGUAGACUUCUUUUUGGGGGAGGAGCAUUUGACUGGCUGAUUCAAGAACCAGAGAAAAAUGGACGAGAAUAGGUAACAAUGACUCAUCGUCUUCCUACUCCUUCCGUUCUAAUAUAAUAGUUGUCACUCCAGAUAUUUGUCUUUGUUUCAAAAAUUUUUGCCAUUUGAUGAGGUUUUCAGA